This is a messenger RNA of Punctularia strigosozonata HHB-11173 SS5, 573 nucleotides long. RefSeq lists its product as uncharacterized. The record is from RefSeq and is a predicted model, not a curated record. The transcript has a single exon. Bases 1 to 573 code for a protein of 190 amino acids. NCBI's taxonomy places the organism in Eukaryota, Fungi, Basidiomycota, Agaricomycetes, Corticiales, Punctulariaceae.
AUGACCCGUCUUCCCGGCAUCACUGUUUAUGAUGCUUGCCGUCAGGGUCCUUUGACACCCGACUUGCAACAGACCAUCGUGAAAGAGGUGUCUUCUGUCCUCGAGAAAUUGCAGACGCUUCGUCAGCCUGAGGCAGACGCCGGAAAAGUGAUGAUGAGCGCAUCUGGUCAUGACCUCCCAGACCCUCUCUUCUUCUUUGAAGAACGAUCGGGUCCUUUUCCGUCCCCAGCGGCAUUAUGGGCUCACCUCGGGACAUACUGCAUCGUGCAAGAAUAUGAAAAAGAAGUGGACGAGGACACUCGAGCGAUCAUGGCUGCGGACCCCAUUCGAUACGUGCACGCAGACUUACGGAUGUACAACGUGUUGAUACACGAUGGUCACGUAUCUGGUUUCAUUGACUGGGAGGAUUCCGGCUGGUACCCGUCAUCCUGGCAGGUCCAUGCUAUGCGAUGGCUUUGUCCGGGAUGCGAACUGUUCUGGCUGCUCUACUGGCGCCACGAAUAUCGGUUCUCACCAGAGGCGGAAGCUGCAUACACAGCGUCUCAUAAGUUCCUCAUUCAUUCGCCUGUUUGA